AUGAAAAAACCAGCAGCCAGAGCUGCGCGUGGACGAGUCCACAAAUGUAGUGUGUGCAAAAAGGAGGGGCACAGGAUAGAGCAGUGCACGCGCCCAGCUGCCAAAGAGAUUCGGCGGCUGCGCAAGGAGAACGCUGAUUUCAGAGGGAAAUCAAAGAGAAAAGUGCUGCGACAGGAAUCCAAGUGGCGCAAGUCUCCCAAGAUAGAUGGGCCAUGGAAAGAAGAAGCUACUUGUUUGUACAAAGGAAAGCCGGCCGCAAGAAUUCCGACCCAGACAGAGGUGCGUCGCACCAGGUACGCUGCUCAACAGAUUGCCGUGUCUCUUCCAAGCACUGACCCGGACGCAGUUUCCUGGCUGCUGAAACACGGAUGGAUCAAGGCACCGUUGAAGUGCGAGGAAUGCAACGUGAAGCGUUUCAGUGAUGUACUCUGGGACACGGACAGACCUCCCCACUGGAGAUGCAAGCACUGCGGUGUUCGCGUGAAAAUUUUCGACUUGAGCAUCUUUGCUGGGUUGCGUGCGUCGCCGCUUGAACUUACCGCUCUCCUUGGACACUAUGUCUCCAGCAAUCUGACGCGCUGUCCAAGCGUUCCAGACAUGGUACGGGCAACCGGGCGUGGACGCACUUGCUGUGAACACUUCUUGUCCUGUCUUCGCACACUCGAAAGUAGCGCGGGACAGCGCUUCAGCCAGACUUGCCCUUUGCGGGGAGCAGUGGAGGUGGACGCGACCUUCAUUGGAAAGUUUCAUCUGGCAGCAGACAACAUGUGGCACCUGGAUCAGAUUCAGAAGAUUGAACAAGGAUUCAUCCGCAGAGGAGAAGAUUUGCCGAAGUCCUAUGUGGGCCACAUUAUGGUUCUGGGAGCACAGCCACGUACUGGCUCUGCAGCUGUUUGGGUAGCUCGACCUCAUGUCACUCCAGUGGGCCAUCGUCCUGUCACUGAGACACUAGCUCAAGUUGAAGCGUGCGGUUUUUUAGACCGUGUUUCUGGCCGCAGUGUCAUCUGCCCAGAUGGCAACAAGGCUUGGCAAUCCGCGGCAGAAGCUCGUGGGUUGCCGCUGCAGUCAGUUGUCCACCAAGUGAAAAUUUUCACUUCACAUGGUCCGACUGUUUACAAGGAAGCUUCGAAUGUCGCAGGCACGCAGAUGCUCGAUAGAAGCUGGCGGAUUUUAAAGGAGUUUUUGCCGGCCAACCUGGUUGUGAAAUGUAAAGAAAGAAAUCACACGCAAAUGCAUCCCAGCGUGCCGCAGUACGUGUACAUGUGGGCUUGGCGACAAAGCUUGAACUGUGCGAAACCCGCUCAGUUCUUGCGCUGCUUGGAGGAGCUCCUUUGA
Molecule: messenger RNA, 1335 nt
Organism: Durusdinium trenchii
Lineage: Eukaryota; Dinophyceae; Suessiales; Symbiodiniaceae
Source: the annotation of a GenBank genome assembly